UGUGUGUUGGUGGGGAAAAAGUUGAGCAACAGUCAUGUUCUAUGGUACAGUGGUGUGGGAUCCGUGGCUAAUUGUUGCUCAAAUUGGGUGUAUUCAAUGCUUAUACUAUUUGACGUUAGGGAUAUUCUUGGAAAUUCUUGUAGGGUCUCGUGUUUCUCGAAUGAGUCUUGUCUAUUUCUUUGAUUACGCCACUGUUACUGCUUCAACUGUCACUGGAUGGUGCGUCAUUGCUUCCUUUCUUCUCAGUUCACUUGCCGGAGCUGGCAUUUUACUCUAUUUGAUUGAGAGGGCAAAGAAGUGCCUAGAUUUUUCUGCAACACUCUACAUCAUCCAUCUUUUUAUAUGCAUUGUCUAUGGUGGUUGGCCUUCCUCAUUAACAUGGUGGAUUGUGAAUGUUACUGGGCUUGCUGUGAUGGCAUUGUUAGGUGAAUAUUUGUGUAUAAAACGUGAAUUACGAGAAAUUCCCAUUACAAGAUACCGAUCAAGUGUUUGACUAAGUAGAUGUUCAACAGCAAACAACAUUUUUCUUUUAGUCAUGCAGCCGGUGGCUUCUUUAACUCAUUUACUAUUUGAGAAGAUUUGAAGCGUCUCUAUGCAAUUUAUCUCAUGCUUGUGGCAAUGACAUACUGGGGACUGCUAGGAAAUUGCCAAAUUCAC
Molecule: messenger RNA, 657 nt
Organism: Solanum verrucosum
Lineage: Eukaryota; Viridiplantae; Streptophyta; Magnoliopsida; Solanales; Solanaceae
Exons: 3
Coding region: 35-493 (152 amino acids)
Biological process (GO): protein localization to Golgi apparatus; Golgi to plasma membrane protein transport; Golgi to endosome transport
Cellular component (GO): trans-Golgi network; Golgi membrane
Source: RefSeq, a predicted model, not a curated record